Molecule: messenger RNA, 6174 nt
Organism: Frankliniella occidentalis (western flower thrips)
Lineage: Eukaryota; Metazoa; Arthropoda; Insecta; Thysanoptera; Thripidae
Product: carboxypeptidase D
Exons: 25
Coding region: 214-5247 (1677 amino acids)
Biological process (GO): proteolysis
Molecular function (GO): metallocarboxypeptidase activity; zinc ion binding
Source: RefSeq, a predicted model, not a curated record
UCUAACGCUCUGAGGCGGCCCUGAGGCGUCAAUGUGGUCAUUACGGUCAAUAAUUCAAGUUGAGUUCUGCUGGCUGAUGAAUUCUGACGUGAACAAAACUUGUUGAUCGUCUCGUCUCCGUGUCCAGUCGUAAACACCACAGCCACCAGGUGUGGUUGGUGACGAUUGUGACGUUAUAAGUGCCAAACUGGCAGUCACGAAAAUCUGUGAAGUAUGAAUCUUUUAAUUGUGACUUUUUCAAUAUGCCUUCAUCUAUCGCUAGUCUGUUGGUCCAUGCCGGCAUCCGACUCGGCUUUGGCUCAGGCCGACGAGACGUUUCUGAACGGACACAAGUACAUGUCACACGACGAACUGUCAGAUUUUCUCCUUAAACUUGAAACCGAACACCCUCACCUAGCAGCGAGGCGGUCUAUAGGGAAGUCAGUAGAAGGACGUGACCUGUGGGCCCUAGAACUGAGGGCCAAUGUAGGUGCGGAGCGACCUCUGGGCCAACCCAUGGUGAAAAUGGUUGCUAAUAUGCACGGCGAUGAAACCGUUGGCCGGGAGCUAUUGAUUUUCCUCGCACAAUACUUGCUCAAUAAUUAUGGGAAGGUCCCCAGACUGACCCGCAUGCUCAACCGAACCAAUAUUUUCCUUAUGCCCUCCAUGAACCCAGACGGCUACUCUCGCUCAAAGGAAGGUAGUUGUGAAUCGAUUCCUGGCUAUGUUGGACGCGAAAAUGCUAACAAUGUUGACCUGAACCGCGACUUCCCGGAUCAGUUCACUUCUUCAGACAAACAACCAGAAAAUUGCCAGCCUGAAACACAGGCACUUAUGAAGUGGAUUGUUUCAGAACCUUUUGUUUUAUCCUCAAAUUUACAUGGAGGUGCCAUUGUUGCUAGCUAUCCAUUUGAUGAUACACCAAGUGCAAAUCAGGAGCAGUCUCAAAUCGAAAGUGCAUCCCCUGAUGAUCAAGUUUUCAAAUACUUAUCUUUGGAAUAUGCAAAGCAUAAUCCCCAAAUGUCUAAUGGUAAGGCCUGUAAAGGAGAUGACUUCCCUCAGGGGAUUACAAAUGGGGCAUACUGGUACAAUGUUGAUGGUGGAAUGCAAGAUUUUAACUAUGUUCGCUCAAACUGCUUUGAAAUAACAUUUGAACUGUCAUGUUGCAAGUUUCCGAAAGUAUCUGAACUACCAUCUUACUGGCAGGACAACCGAGAGUCCUUAUUAAGAUAUCUAGAACUCGCACACAUGGGUUUUAAAGGUCUUAUUGUUGAUACCAAUAAUAUCCCAAUUCCAAGUGCUGUUGUAGUAGUUGAAGGUGUAAAGAAAAAUGUGACAACUACAACCCGAGGAGAAUUUUGGCGACUUCUCACACCUGGAACAUAUAGUGUUUAUGCAAGUGCCUAUGGUUAUCAGACAUCUCAACCUCUGUCUGUAACUGUGUCAAAUAAUGAUGAACCUAUUGUGGUCAACUUCACUCUGCACUCCUAUGACAAUCAAGGAACAGGAAAAACAGGUGAUCUUAUAUCAAAUGUAAGACUUCAAACAGAUGGUGAGGGAUUCAUGACCGACACAGUUUUUACGCAUCACAAUUUUUCUGAAAUGGUGCAUUGGAUGACAUUUUUAUCAAGAACCUACCCAAAAAUCACCCGUCUGUAUUCAAUUGGCACGAGUGUGCGUGGACGUGAAUUGUAUGUCCUGGAGAUUAGUGACAAUCCAGGCCAUCAUGAACCAGGGGAACCUGAAUUCAAGUAUGUUGCCAAUAUGCAUGGCAAUGAAGUUGUGGGACGGGAAAUGCUGCUUCUGUUGGCCAAGUAUCUUUGUGAACAAUACGGAACGGAUAAAAGAAUAACUGAACUAAUAGAUACCACCCGCAUACACUUAUUGCCUUCAAUGAAUCCAGAUGGUUAUGAAGUAUCACAUGAAGGUGACAAAACAUCCGCAAUUGGGCGUGCUAACAGCCAUGGGAGGGACCUUAACAGAAACUUUCCUGAUCAGUAUGGGAGCACAAAUGACAACCUUGUUCAGGAGCCAGAAACAAAAGCAGUUAUGGAGUGGAUUAGGAACUAUCCUUUUGUGCUGUCAGCCAAUUUACAUAAUGGAGCUUUAGUAGCUAACUAUCCUUAUGAUGAUACAAAAAAUGGACAUAGGGGUGCUAACCCUAGUCCAGACGAUGCUGUUUUUAAACGCCUGGCUCAUACGUAUGCCAAUGCCCACCCAACUAUGUCUUUGGGUGAACCAUGUGGCAAUGAUCCAUCACUUUUAAACGAAAGAUUUCCUAGUGGGAUAACUAAUGGAGCAGAGUGGUAUGUAGUUCCAGGAGGGAUGCAGGAUUACAAUUACUUGCACUCCAACUGCUUUGAACUUACGAUCGAAAUGGGAUGUGACAAGUUCCCAAAUCACACUGAAGUACGGAAAUAUUGGCAGGACCAUCGUACAUCAUUAAUUCUCUAUAUGGAACAGGUACAUACAGGAGUAGCAGGAUUUGUAAGAUCAACUGCUGGCAUUGGUCUAAAAAAUGCAAUUAUUCGUGUCAAAGGCAUAGAUCAUGAUAUAACUACUGCAGCUGAUGGUGACUACUGGCGGUUGCUUCUACCUGGAAAGUAUAGCAUAACAGCGUCAAUGCAUGGUUAUGAAAGCCAGACACAGACUAUUGAAGUGCCCGAUACCGGCGCAACAACGUAUAUUCCAGCAAGACCAGCACAAUUGAAUUUCACACUUCUUCGAGAUGAUAUUCUUGAAUGGUCUAGUAGUCAUGACUUUGAUAUACCGGAAAAUGUGUUAAAUAUGUACAAGUUACACACAUCAGAAGAUAUCAGGAAAAUUGUUCAAGGCAUGGAAGUAAAAUAUCCUCAGCUGGUUGAAGUGGUAGAUAGUUUUACCACAGAAUCAGUUCUCCACUACAAAAUAAGUGAUCAGAUUGGGGCACCAGAAGAAAAUAAGUUUCAUAUAUUGUUGAUUGGGGGGUUAUGGGGUCCAGAAUCAGUUGGUGUGGAACUCCUUCCUCGAUUAACACGACAUCUUGUGGCUGCUUUUAAUGCCAGUGACACCAAUGUAGUGCAUAUCCUUAAAAGUAGUGUGAUUCAUAUGCUGCUUUUAUUUGACCAAAGUGUCAAUAACACAUUAGAUUGUGGACUCUCAACUAAUCCUGGGGGAGGGAUUGGUCAGUUGAUUGCCAGUCCAGGAGUUGGGGAUACAGAUGCAGAAAAUAAAUUGUUAACCAAAACCAUAGAUCUUCUGAAGUCUGAGCCGUUGAAUUUAAUUGUCAGUCUUGAAGGAGGUGGUCUACAUCUCAGGCACAGCACUCAAUCAGAUGAUGUGCUAAGAGAUGCUCUUAUAAUGUUGGAAAAACAUUAUGAGCAGUCAACAGCCAGUGAAUGUGAACCUAUUCAAGGUGUGUCUCACGACAACAUGGAAGAUCUGAGACAACGAAUGGUUGAUGCGGUGUAUGCAAAAACAGGAAAACCUAUGUUAUCCAUUCAAGCAAGCUGUUGUCGUCAUGCAAUAGCUGCAGCCAUUCCAAAAUUGUGGAAAAAUAACUUAGAAAGCCUGCUGCGUCUCUUGUCAGCAAGUGUACAGGGUGUUAGAGGCCAGAUUAUUUUUGAAAAUGGUGAACCAGUACGUGGUGCCAUUUUGCACAUUAAAGAUUCAAACUAUGACAUUCCAGUUUCUCCCAACAUGGCAUAUUUUAAUGCUAUACUAGCAACAGGAUCUUAUGUUCUCCAGGUUCCUGCUGCAUAUGGAGCUGAAGAAGUCCCAAUAAAUGUGGAUGAAAACCAUCUUACUGAGGUAGCUUUGAAAGUUACAAAGAGUGCUCAAAUUCCAAGCCCAUCUGCUUAUCAUAGCCUUCAAGACUUAAUACAUAUAUUAAGCGAACUUAAUGGCCGCUAUCCGAAAAUAACGCGAUUGUAUGGUUUGGGAGACACUUCACCUGGUCACAUGCUCAAAGUACCAGCAUUAGAAAUUAGUCUGCAGUCUAGGGAUCCACUUACUAGCAGCCCUCCAUCUAUAGCUUUUGUUGGAGGUUUUCAUUCAAAUGAAGGCAUAUCUACAGAAAUCCUUAUACAAUUUAUCCAGCACUUACUUCGUAACUAUGGAAAAGAUCCACGCAUUUCUAAAUAUGUUGAGAACUUGAAAAUCCAUAUUAUUCCAAAUGUAAACCCAGAUUCUUCAAUGGAAUCAGAUAAGACUAAUGUGGAAACUGACUUCCCAAUUGAUAACAUAGAUCAUCAACCUCAGCUUUUGGUUACCCAGUAUCUGAUGUCAUGGCUUGAAACUGAAAGACCUGUCCUUGCUUUAGGAAUACGUGCUGGAUCAGUGCAUGUUUCAAUUCCCUUUGGCAACACACAUCCUCAUUCAUUUCAUUCCUCGAGUGAUGCAAAUCCAUACGCCACAGCAGAUGAUAAGGUUUUUAGAGCAAUUGGGGAACAUUACGCAGCACUUCAUGAAACAAUGUCUAAUGGAGUGCCUCACUGUAGCAAGUCACCCACUGACAUUUUUGAAAAAGGUGUCACUAAUGCAGGGCAAUGGAGGCCACGCACUGGAAACUUUAUGGACUAUGCAUAUCAAAGAGGGGGUGUCAUGGCAAUGGAAAUCUAUGUAGAUUGCCGUUUAUUACCUGACAAGGCUCCCAUUUUGGAAACUUGGCUUUCACAUAUGAACAGUAUACUAUAUCUGUUGGAUGUAGUGAACGGCACUGGUGCACCGGGAUUUUCAGGUUACAUAACAGAUGAGAACAAUAGACCUGUGGAAAACGCCCGGUUAAUGCUUGAUGGUAAAUCUUUUACUGUAGCUAGCGGGAAGAAUGGUGCAUAUUUGAGACUUACCACCCAAGGGGAGCACACUGUGACUGUAGAAGCAAAUGGAUAUAACUCUGUCACAAAAUUACUUACCAUAUCUUCUACUCAACAAGUAAAAGUGAUGUUCCAUUUAACAAAAGAUGAGACUGUAUGGGGAAUGCCCAGAAUCAUUUUUGUAAUGUUUGCUGGUUUGAUCAGCCUUCUUUUGGUUAUUUGUGCUGCUGCUUGUUAUUCUGUGUAUCAACGACGUUCAAGUCGUCGACGAGAUGAUAGUUAUUCAUUUUCUAUCUUGUCUCAGAGAGCAGAAAAUUUUGAUAGUAUGAAAGAAAUUAAUAUGUUUGCAACACCAGGUUUGAAUGAGCUUCGAGCUAGACCAUAUCAUGAUGAAGACUCAACUUCAGAGGAAGAUAGUAUUAAUGGUGAAGAUGACAUUGUUGUUGUCCGCACAAGUCCAAGCUUUGACCAGUAGUUGACUUCACUGAUAUUUUUGUUUGAUGUGUGAUUUAUGCAGUAGGGUGCAAUGUUUGAAUCACUGCUUCAUUUUUCCUCAUUAACUUUAGAAUGUUUUGGGGUAAUUUCAUUUUUUGUGAUAUUUUUAAGGUUUUAUUACAGAUGCAUAUUGAAUAUUACUGUUUUGAUUUAUGGGAAGAGAAUGUCCACGAGUACAAAGACGAAGACUUCUUUUUCAAUAGUAAAUUUGUUGAUAUUAAAUUAUUUUUGAUAUUAUGUUAUUGUAAGGGAGCCUGGUUGUGUUCUAUCAGUUCUAUUUUAUUACUAACUUUUCUGGUACGGCUGCUAUUUUAAAAUCUGUAUGUGUACUCUUAGUCCCAUUACUAUUUUACAUUGACUGCUGUGAGGUUUUUGAAUGCAUUUUUCCAGGACGUAAGUCCUUGGACUUUCUCAUUUUUUCAACCAUAAACUGUCUUAAAUAUAUUUUUACUAAUUCAUUAAAAUUAGUCUUUUAAACAUCCUUUUAACAAUAGAAAUGUUAAAUGUUUUGUAGUUUAUCUAGGUAGUAGAUUACUUAUUAAACAUGUGAUAAUUAACAUUUAUCACUGAGCCGUCCAACUGGUCAAAUGUGCCAGUGUGUAAUCUCUGCCGGGAAUUUCUAGAAGUACCCCUUUACUAUUUUUUAAAAAAUAAAAUAAAAAUUAACAGAAUAUUUAUUCAAAGUAAACAAGGGGGUAUCUCAAGCUCAUUCCCAUCUCUAUGCUGUGAUACAUCAAUAAUGGGAGAUACUUCUUUAAAAGUUGAAAAACAGUGUGGAGAGAGUCAGUUUAUAAAGAUAAGCAAUAAAUAUUAUUGGCUGUGACAGUAUACAUCUGAAUGCACUUAGAAUCCGUAGUUUGUUUUAUUUAACAGUUUGUUUAAAUAAAUGACCAAUUUAGCUGGAGAA